This is a messenger RNA of Cucurbita maxima (winter squash), 1016 nucleotides long. RefSeq names its product type I ribosome-inactivating protein trichoanguina-like. The transcript has a single exon. Lineage: Eukaryota; Viridiplantae; Streptophyta; Magnoliopsida; Cucurbitales; Cucurbitaceae. The record is from RefSeq and is a predicted model, not a curated record. Gene Ontology annotation, molecular function: rRNA N-glycosylase activity. Gene Ontology annotation, biological process: negative regulation of translation. The coding region runs from base 31 to 909 and encodes 292 amino acids.
CAUACCACUCAAACUAACCAAGAGAAAAAGAUGAACAAACUCAUAGCAAUCACCUCUUUCUUAGUCGCCAUCUCUCUUAUCUCUCCCACUCUCAAGGCUGAUAUAACCUUCGAUUUGUCCACAGCUACCAAAGCAUCCUAUUCAGCUUUCAUAACCCAGCUCAGGAAUGCUCUUCCAACCACAGCAACAGUGUGCAACAUACCCCUGCUGCCUUCCACCGCAUCGGGCUUAGGCUGGUUCACAUUCUUCACCAUCACCAAUUAUAACUACCAAACCAUCACGGUCGCUGUAAACGUAACCAACGUCUACAUCGUAGCGUAUCGUGCCGAUGCAAGCUCCUACUUUUUCGAAGACACUCCAGCUGAAGCCAAGCAACUCUUAUUUCCAAAUACACAAAAGGUAACACUUCCUUUUACGGGUAACUAUGAUAAGCUCCAAAGCAUUGUAGGCAAAUAUAGAGAUUUGAUUGAGCUUGGAAUCCCCGCCUUGAGCACUGCAGUUACCAACAUGGUUUACUACAAUAAACAACUUACUGCCGCGGCGCUUCUUGUGCUGAUUCAGUCCAGUGCUGAAGCUGCGAGGUUUAAAUAUAUUGAGCAACAGGUUGCUCAGCAUAUUAGCGAUAAGUUUUAUCCAAACCAAGCAGUGAUAAGCUUAGAAAACAACUGGGGAGCUCUCUCCAAGCAAAUCCAGAUAGCAAAUAGUACUGGAAGGGGACAAUUCCAGAGCCCCGUUGAGCUUAUAAGCCCUAAUGGCACACGAUUUAGUGUAACCAGUACAUCAGCUGGGGUUGUUCAAAGCAAUAUCAAGCUCCUGCUGUACUACAAACUGAGCGUUGCUGAUGAAAACGACAGCCCGACAAGAAUGCCUGACAAUAUUGUUGAAUAUGGAACUCAUGAUUCUGUGUAGCUCUAUGGCCUUGUUUGAAGAUCCACACAUAAGAAUGGAUUGAGGCAUGUUCAUAUGUGAAUGUGCUUCACUUCAUUAAAUAAUAAAUAAGUGGGGAUUUUGAAAAA